AUGGCUACUUCCGGAGCCCCAUCGUCUACCAGAAACCCACCGCUGAGGAAUCUGCAAACCAGAUUGAAGGCAAUGCUGGAGAUGUUCAAGGCAAUAACCGCGUUUUCGAACACUUUGGGCGAGGUUACAUCUGUUCAGCAAAUCCAAGUCAGGUUGGAAAAGCUGAAUGAGUUAUGGGAUAAGGUCAACGAUGCUAUCAUGGAUGUAGAAAUUCAUGAAGAGUAUUCGUCGAAGGAAGGCGCUUGUCCAGGUAUAAGGUUGGACUUCACCACCCGUUACUACGAUGCCAAGGCCAGCAUGUUAGACCGGAUAAAGGAGUUGGAAGGAAACACCGCGAACACCAGCGUUCUGCAAUCCACCCGCAUCAUGGAUUCAUCCAUUCAGCCAGUCACGGAACAUGUAAGGCUACCCCAGAUAAGGUUGCAGACUUUCGACGGCAACAUCGAUCAGUGGUUGAGUUUCCGGGAUCUUUUCUUAUCGCUGAUCCAUUCCAAGGUGGACUUACCUGACGUGGAAAAAUUCCACUAUCUAAAAGGAUGCCUAGCCGGGGAAGCCAGAGCACUCAUCGACCCUUUGGCUCUAACGAGAGCCAACUACAACAUCGCUUGGGAAACACUGAUGACUAGAUACAACGAUAGCAAGGUUUUGAAACGUCGACAAGUUGGAAAUCUAUUCAAACUCCCGAAGGUUACCAAGGAAUCGUCAUCAGAAAUUCAGGUGUUGCUGGAAGGCUUCGAACGUGUGGUGCAAACGUUAGAUCAGCUGGUGAAGCCCGAGGAUUAUAAGGAUUUGUUGCUGUUGGAGGUAUUAUGCUCGAGGCUGGAUCCCGUAACUCGUCGUGCUUGGGAAGAGCACAGUGCGCAUCAGACCGAGGACACUGUCAAGGAUCUCACACAGUUCCUUCAAACGCGAGUCAAAAUUCUUGCCUCACUACCAUCAAAAGCCCAGGAUACCAAGCAGGAGCCCUCACAGUUGCCUAAAAAGAACUUCGCCUCGAGAACAAGUUAUAGCGCAGCACAGAUGUCAUCCGGAACGUGCAUCGCUUGCUCAGAAUCUCAUCUGCUUUACACUUGUCCAGCGUUUUCAAGGUUGAAUGCAUCCGCUCGUGACAAAUUACUGAGGCAGCAUUCUCUAUGCAGGAAUUGUUUUCGACGUGGUCAUCAAGCCUCAGAAUGCAGAUCUAUGCAAGUGUGCCGUAAGUGUAGGGGAAAGCAUCACACUUUAGUGUGCUUCAGAGAAGACGGUGGAGGUUAUAGGAAUCCUCAAUCAGCAUCACCCGCCAGAAGAGUUCAACAGUCAUCUCAUCCUGCAGAGACAACAGCAGGAACUGUCUCUUCAAAUGUUGCCAGGAACCACUCGUCGACGAUAAUCCUCGCCACAGCAGUCGUUUUGGUUGAAGACGAUACAGGGAAGGCCUUUCACGCGAGGGCUCUACUAGACUCCGGAUCGGAGUGCAACUUCAUGUCAGAGAGGCUCUGUCAACGGAUGAAGAUCUCCCGCAGGCGUUCAAACAUCUCGGUACUCGGAAUCGGCAAGGCAAGCACAACUGUGAAAUACCAGAUUUCAGCAGUUGUGAAGUCACGUACAUCUAGUUUUGCAAGAAGUAUGGAAUUUCUUCUUCUCCCAGCUGUUACAGCAGAUCUGCCUACUACUAGCGUGACGGUUUCUUCGUGGAAGUUCCCACAGGGUGUGGAACUAGCGGAUCCAGGUUUCUUCCAAUCAAAAUCGGUGGAUUUGGUACUCGGCAUUCAGCAUUUCUUCUCCUUUUUGCAAACCGACAACAAAAUUCCGCUUGGCGAGGGGCUGCCAAUGCUGAUAGAUUCAGUAUUCGGUUGGUUGGUUACCGGAGCAGUUGAACACCAGGGUUCAGCACGGCGCAUCGUUUGCAAUUCAGCUUCUACAGUUCAUCUAGACGAACUUCUCACCAGGUUUUGGUCGUGUGAGGAGAUAGGGUCUCCGAACAUAUUUUCCCCGGAAGAACAACGCUGCGAGGCGCAGUUUGUUCGCACUAUCCAGAGGAGUUCUGAUGGACGAUACACCGUAGGCUUACCGAAGAACGAUGAGAUGCUUUCGAGGAUGGGCGAGUCGCGUGGCAUAGCGCUUCAGCGACUAGAUGGCUUAGAAAAGAGAUUGGCGAGGGAUCCAGAAUUGCGGAAUCAUUAUAACCAGUUCAUGGAGGAGUACGUGGAUCUAGGGCACAUGCGUAGGGCGCAUGUGGGCCCAGAGAAGCGUUGUUAUCUACCACACCAUCCAGUCAUCAAACAGGCAAGCACAACAACGAAGGUUCGAGUGGUAUUCGAUGCAUCGUGUAAGAGCAGCAGUGGCGUUUCCCUGAACGAUGCACUCCUGGCAGGACCUGUGAUCCAAGACGAGCUACGAGCCCUAAUCAUGCGUUGCCGAAUGAAGCGGAUAAUGAUUGUCGCAGAUGUCGAGAAAAUGUUCCGACAAAUAGGUAUCGAUAGAGCAGACAUGCCGCUACAAAGCAUUCUGUGGAGGAAAGAUUCAUCGGAGAACGUGAAAACGUAUGAACUUACCACCGUUACAUACGGUACAAAGCCGGCACCGUUUCUCGCUACCAGAACACUGAAGCAGUUGGCCACAGAUGAGCAGGAAUCAUAUCCAAUGGGAUCCAAGGCAAUAAUGGAAGACGUCUACAUGGAUGACGUUUUGACUGGAACGGAUCAGGCUUCCGAAAAUACUUUUCGGAAGCCUGGAACGGAUAACGAAGAUGCGGCUUCAAUACUCUGCGAACAACUAAUCAGCCUAACGAAACGUGGAGGGUUUCGAUUAAGAAAGUUCGCAUCCAAUUCGCCGACGGCCUUGCGAUCAGUAGACGACGAAGACCUAGCGUUGCCGCACACGACCGAAAUACAAUUGGAUCCAGACCCGGCAGUCAAAACCCUAGGACUUGUGUGGCAACCCCGAACUGACAUUUUGCGAUUCAACUUCACCAUAUUGGUUACCCCGGAAAACGAAAGGCUAACGAAACGGAAAAUUCUGUCGGCAAUCGCAAUGUUGUUCGAUCCACUUGGUAUGGUAGGAGCUGUCACCACAACCGCAAAAAUUUUCAUGCAGAGGCUGUGGAAAUUAAAUGAGAAAGGAAAAAGGCUUGACUGGGAUCAUCCUGUUCCAGUUGAAGUUGAACGCGAAUGGCGUAUUUUUCACCGGCAGCUUCACUUGAUGAACGAGUUGAAGAUACAGCGCUGUGCAGUCGUCCCAAAUUGUGUUAAGAUGGAGCUGCAUUUCUUCUCGGACGCAUCGGAGAAGGCGUAUGGUGCCUGCGCAUACAUCAAGAGCACCGAUGCUCAAGGAAGGAUUUUCGUACAUCUUCUAGCGUCGAAAUCGAAGGUUGCACCCUUGAAAUGCCAGUCGAUACCCAGGUUGGAGUUGUGCGGGGCACUAUUAUCAGCGGAAUUAUCCUGCAAGGUACGAGAGGCGUUGAAGGUCGAAAUGGAUAUGUUUUUUCUGGACAGAUUCAACUUGCGUGCUGCAAUGGUUGAAGGCGAUUCCAACGACGUGGGCUACAUCCAGGAGAACAAACUUUGGUGGAAUGGUCCCGAAUGGCUACUGCGAAAUAAUUAUCCGGAACAACCCAGCAGCUUUUGCACUGAGGGAGCAGAUGCAGAAGUCCGGCAUGUUGCAGUGAACCUGACAACAAGUCAAACCGAUUUUGGAGCAGAAUACGUUGGAAAAUUCUCAUCGUUUACCAAGCUUGUACGCUGCACCGCAUACUGGAUGCGACUGAUGCGUAUUUUGAAGAAAAAUGAGACAAAUCCCAAGGGUUUUCUCACCGUUGCAGAGCUUAGAGACGCCGAAUACGCUAUAAUCCGCCGAAUACAGCUGGAGACGUUUCCUGAAGAAUGGAAGUGCUUGGUCGAAGGAAAGGAUAUUCAUCGAAGCUCGCCCUUAAGAUGGUUUGCUCCUCGAAUUUCUGCAGAGAACUUAAUACGAGUUGGCGGCCGAUUAGGGAAGUCGGAGGAGUCGGAAGAUACCAAGCAUCCAAUAGUUUUACCGGCAAAACACCCUUUCACAGUUCUAUUGUACGAGUACUACCAUCAGAAGCUGAUGCACGCAGGUUCACAGUUGCUGCUCAGCUCUGUUCGUUUAAAGUAUUGGCCACUUGGAGGUCGAAAUGUUACUCGGCAAAUUAUACACAACUGUAAACAGUGUUUCCGCGCCAAACCUAGUCCCAUCCAGCAGUUCAUGGGUGAAUUGCCUUUAGCUCGUGUCACAAGAUCGAGACCGUUUUCCAAGACCGGUGUGGACUACUUCGGACCAGUAUAUGUUCGCUUAGCCCCAAGACGACCAGCAGUUAAGGCCUACGUAGCAGUUUUCAUCUGUCUCUGCACGAAGGCAGUGCACCUCGAGUUAGUUUCGGACCUAUCGACGGAUCGAUUUCUUCAAGCAUUACGCCGCUUUAUUGGAAGAAGAGGAUAUUGUUCGGAUAUUUAUUCGGACAAUGGGACGAAUUUCGUAGGAGCUCGUUAUUUUCUACAAGAACUGCUGAUUCAUUUCCGUAACAGCCAACAUCAGGAGAAGGUAGCCAAGGAGUGCGCAUACAACCAUAUUCAAUGGCAUUUUAUUCCCCCCGCUGCACCCCAUUUUGGAGGCCUUUGGGAAGCUGCAGUUCGAUCGGCCAAGAAGCAUCUUCUCAAGGUUCUUGGAGAAAACGCUGUUUCCUUCGAAGAUAUGAUCACGUUGCUUGUUCAAGUGGAGAAUUGUUUAAACUCGAGACCGAUCACUGCGUUAACCGAUGACCCAGGAAACCUUCAACCGUUGACACCAGGACAUUUUUUAAUUGGAGAACCAUUUCAACAGCUAUCAGAAAGGGAUUACAGCGAGGUACCGAUGAAUCGGCUUAAUCAGAGCCAAGUUAUCCAGAAAAAGCUACAACAUUUUUGGGAUAGAUGGAGAACAGAGUAUCUCACGCAGUUGCAAGGGCGAUACAAGAGAUGGAAGUCACCUGUCGAGAUAACUGUUGGGAAACUAGUGAUUAUCAAGGACGAUAAUCUACCGCCAUGCCGCUGGAAGAUGGGACGUGUUGAAAAGCUGCAUCCUGGAUGCGACGGUGUUGUUAGAGUAGUUACUCUGAAGACAGCUACAGGACCUUCUACGCGCCCAGUUGAAAAGCUGUGCAUACUACCAGAAUCUUUUCAGCCUGAAAAAGAGUACCAACUUGCCCGUGAAAACCAAACAGAUCAGACCUCCCCCUUGUGUUCGUGA
Molecule: messenger RNA, 5223 nt
Organism: Uranotaenia lowii
Lineage: Eukaryota; Metazoa; Arthropoda; Insecta; Diptera; Culicidae
Exons: 3
Coding region: 1-5223 (1740 amino acids)
Biological process (GO): DNA integration
Molecular function (GO): nucleic acid binding
Source: RefSeq, a predicted model, not a curated record